This is a messenger RNA of Colletotrichum spaethianum, 1653 nucleotides long. RefSeq lists its product as uncharacterized. Bases 1 to 1653 code for a protein of 550 amino acids. The transcript has a single exon. Lineage: Eukaryota; Fungi; Ascomycota; Sordariomycetes; Glomerellales; Glomerellaceae. The record is from RefSeq and is a predicted model, not a curated record.
AUGCGCCAGCGCCUAGCCCUUCGCCGAAUCCUCCUCCAGAGGCUCUUCCGGCUCCAGGCCACCCGACCCUUCACGAGCCACACAUCCCUCACUUCGCGUGGCCGACCACAGCUCCCCUUCUUAUCGAUCCCGGUAACGUCACCGCGUCCUCGUGUCCGCUACUUCACGACCGAGAAGAAGCAAUGGCUCCGCUACGAAAGUCGCCUUUUUCUCCGUUAUAACGUUUCCAUCUGGGGCGGCGCGCUGUGCAUCCUUGGUAUUGUGUUCCUGCUGAACCAGGAAGGCCUCGAGAAAGAGCACCCGACGCCGCAUGAGUGGUCGUUCCUGACGAGGAUGGGCGUGCGCGGCGCGAAGCACGCCGCCAAGGAUAGCCAGAACCACGACGUGAAUUGGGUCGAGGUCAUUGUGUCGUGCAGGGAAAUGCUCAGGAGGUUGGAGGAUCCGAACAUUGACGGUACGGGGAUUCGGGAACUGCUGGACGAGCCUCUUUCUAUCGACGGAGUGGGCAACGCCGGGAAGGACCUGUCGGCCAAGAGCGAGAACUGGAGGAGAGGAUACUACGAAGUGCUGAUGCUCCUGGCGCAAGCCUCGGAGCAGCUGGACGGCUGGGUCAGGGACAAGAAGAGGAACAUCAUCUUCCCGCCAGAGGUCGUCCUGGGUCCGUCGAACCCGCAUCCGAAGCCAAUCCCGGCGGGCGCCGAGAGCGCGCCGAACGAGGAGGACUGCGAGGUCGCCUACGAGCCCGCCGAGAACCACUACCUGCGGGUCCUCACCACAAAGGGCUUCACGAACCGCCAGAAGAUGGACGCCGCCCUGAGGUACGCCUCCUUCCUUGACUACAAGCAGCUGCCCGACGCCGCCGAGAAGAUGUACCAGUGGGCGCUGUCACUGGCGACAGAGACUGCGCCUAACUCGCCGCCCGUGGUUGACCUCCGCACAUACACAAUCAACGACAAGUUGUCGCUGCCGUCAGAGAACGUGUUGACAGUUCUCACAUCAAUUGCUCUGCACAAGGCCCGCGCAGGCGAUGUGAACGCCGCGCUGCCCAUUUUCAUCUCCAUCCUCCGCGCCCGUCACGCCCUCCCUCAAGUGCCUCUCCCGGGCCAGGAACGCCCUGCUGAAACCCCUUCAACACUCUGGCAGAGAGUCUGGAGCCUGGCGCAGCCGCCGGUAUAUCCUUCACCCCCCGACGACGGCACUCGCCCCCCCUGGAGACACCCCAAGGAGCUCUGCGAAGAGGCAGGUCUCAACCUAUACAUCGGCGAGAUCCUCUACGCCACCAAGGACUCCAAGUCGAACCGCGAGGAGGGCCUAGCGUGGACACGUGAUGCUGUCGACCUCGCCGAGGAGCAGCUCCGCAACAUUGGCCCCGCAGGAGGAGACAGGGAGGCCCGGCACACGUGCCGCGAGUGCCUCAGCACGGGAUUGCAAAACUGGUCGACAAUGGUGGCGAGGUUGGCCAAGGAGGAGGAGGCAAAGAACAAGGCCGGCCCCGUCAAGUCCGCCUUUGGCUUCUGGAGCGAGACGAAGACCGAUGACAGCAGGUGGGCGGCGGAGGAAAAGGUCGUCAAGGAGAGGGUACGCCGGACGAGGGAGUUGCUGGUGCAGGUUGAGCCGCCUGCUGCCGGACUGGCUUCUUUGCUCAAGGUGUAA